AUGUCUCCCUACCAACAUUUAUAUGGGAAGGCUUAUCACUUGACAAUUGAGUUAGAGCACAAGGCCAUGUGGGCGAUGAAGAAACUUAAUAUAGAUCUGAAUGAAGCAGUGGAACAGAGACUCAAUGGGUGGAAUGAGCUUAAUGAGUUUCGCCUAAAAGAGAAUGAAAGCUACGCUUGUUUCUGGGAGAACUCAAGUCCAAGUGGACGAUACCAUUCCUUAUUACUAGACUGUUUACAUGGACUGGUUGAGUUGGAGAACAAGGAAGGUGCAAAGUUCAAUGUAAACAGGCAACGAAUUAAGAUCUACCUAGGGAAUCUGAAGAUCUCCCAUGAAGUGGUUGAGGCAUAUCACCUUGAUGAAAUCUGA
This is a messenger RNA of Solanum lycopersicum (tomato), 369 nucleotides long. Lineage: Eukaryota; Viridiplantae; Streptophyta; Magnoliopsida; Solanales; Solanaceae. The record is from RefSeq and is a predicted model, not a curated record.